AUGUCCUCCAUUGCUGCCCGCCGUCUCUUUUCUACCAGCGCUCGCCGCAUGAGCGAUGCCCUCAAGCAGGACACCAAGCGCAACCCCGAGACCAUUAUCCUCGGUGGUCUCAUGGUCGCUGCUCUCGGCGGUGCUGGCUACUAUCUCGGCCGCAACCCUACCAACGCUACUUCCGAGAACCCCGUUCACAUUGCCAAGGACGGUAUGCCCUGGGAGUCUGAGGGUGCUGGCAAGUACAAGUACCAUCCCGGCGGCGAUGCCCGCUCCGAGCCCCGCGACGCUCCCAGCGCCUUGAACGUUGUCAUUGUCCCCAAGGUGACUCUCCCCAAGGAGAUGCACGACAAGUACAACAAGUAUGGCCGCGAGUAA
Messenger RNA from [Torrubiella] hemipterigena, 369 nucleotides. The record is from the annotation of a GenBank genome assembly. Lineage: Eukaryota; Fungi; Ascomycota; Sordariomycetes; Hypocreales; Clavicipitaceae.